GGGAAGGGCGGCCGUAGCAUGCCCAACAUCCUGGAUGACAUCAUCGCGUCCGUGGUGGAGAACAAAAUCCCUGCCAGCCGAGGAGCCAAGCUGAGUCUGAAGCUGGAGGCCACCACCACAGAGGACAGGGAGGUGAAGACAGAGAGGAUCGAGAGGAAGAAGCAGCCUGGGACUGGGACAGGUCCUAAGCCUGGGACUGGGACAGGUCCUAACCCUGGGACUGGGACAGGUCCUAACCCCGGGACUGGGACAGGUCCUAACCCCGGGACGGGAACAGGUCCUAACCCCGGGACGGGAACAGGUCCUAACCCCGGGACGGGAACAGGUCCUAAGCCUGGGACGGGGACAGGUCCUAAGCCUGGGACGGGGACAGGUCCUAAGCCUGGGACUGGGACAGGUCCUAACCCUGGGACUGGGACAGGUCCUAACCCUGGGACAGUUCCUAACCCUGGGACGGGGACAGAAGAGCUUCCUGAACCCAAGCCUCAGCUAGAGAAGGCCCUGCAGCUCCAUGCUGACAUUCCCCACUGCUGGUUGUAUGAUCGCAGACUGCUCUGGCUGAAAGACCAUCGACACCCUGGCAACUGGAAGCUGUUCAGAGAGUGUUGGAGACAGGGACAGCCUGUCCUGGUGACUGGGCUCCAUAAGCCUCUGAAUGCAGCUCUGUGGAGGCGGACAGCUUCAACCUGGAGUUUGCUGACCAUCAGGAGACCUGCUGAACUGUAAAGAUGGACUUGUCUCGAACUCUGGAAUCAACGAGUUCUGGGACGGCUGUGAGGACC
Messenger RNA from Oncorhynchus nerka (sockeye salmon), 782 nucleotides. RefSeq names its product putative per-hexamer repeat protein 5. The record is from RefSeq and is a predicted model, not a curated record. Lineage: Eukaryota; Metazoa; Chordata; Actinopteri; Salmoniformes; Salmonidae. The coding region runs from base 19 to 726 and encodes 235 amino acids. The transcript has 2 exons.